Messenger RNA from Dictyostelium discoideum AX4, 1062 nucleotides. RefSeq lists its product as hypothetical. The transcript has a single exon. Bases 1 to 1062 code for a protein of 353 amino acids. Gene Ontology annotation, molecular function: carbohydrate binding. Lineage: Eukaryota; Evosea; Eumycetozoa; Dictyosteliales; Dictyosteliaceae. Gene Ontology annotation, biological process: cell adhesion. The record is from RefSeq and is a predicted model, not a curated record.
AUGUCAAACUUUCAAAAUCAAGAAAUUAAUAUUGGUUCGGUUGUACUUGGUGAUAGAUCAUUAAGUAAUGGUCAAUAUGGUGAUAAAAAGAGUAUUCGUCAUGUUGAUUUUGAUGUACCAUUUUCAGGUAUUCCAAAAGUUUCUUUAGGAAUUAAUUUCUUGGAUGCAUCAUCUUCAGAACAAAUUCGUAUUCGUUGUAUUGCUCAAAAUAUAACAUCAAAAGGUAUGGACAUUUCAUUCACAACAUGGAAUGAUAAUACUGUCUAUGAUGUAGCAGUUGAUUAUGUUGCUAUUUAUAAUCCAAAAUUUGGAAAUUCAAAUAAUAAAAAUAAUAAUGAUAAUAAUAUUAGUAAUACAAAUACAAACCAACAAAGAAAUCAAUAUAAUGAUAAUGAAAAUAAUAAUUAUCAACAACAAAGCCAACAAAGUUAUUAUGAAAAUACAAAUAAUAAUAACAAUAAUAAAAAUAAUAAUAAUAAUAAUAAUAAUAAUAAUAAUAAUAAUAAUAAUAAUAAUAAUAAAAGUGAAGAUAAACAACAACAACAUCAACAACAAGGAAGAUAUCAAGAAAAUAACAAUUAUAAUAGAAAUGAUAAUGAUAAUGAUUAUCAAUCUCAAUCUCAAUCUCAAUCUCAAUCUCAAUCUCAAUCUCAAUCUCAAUCACAAUUACAAUCAAAUAAUUUUAAUGGUAAAAAUGUAAAUAUUAGAUCAAAUAAAUUUAAUAAUUAUAUUAGAGAUAAUAAUGGUAAAGGUGAUAUGUCACAAACUGCAAGAAAUAAUGAAACAUGGAUAAUAACAUCUGCCAAUAAUAAUGGAGAUUUAUUUUUUAUUCAUAAUAGAUAUAAUCAUUAUCUUUCAAGUAAUGGUGAUAGAGUAUUGGUUGGUGAAAAGAAUGAUUCUUCAAUUUGGAAGAUUUCACAACGUAGACAAGGUGUUUACUCAAUUCAAAACUAUAAAAAUUCAAAUUAUCUAAGUUCAACUGAUAGAAAUGAAUUAAAAACAAAUGUUAAAGUUGUAAAUUCUUGGGAAGAAUUUAAUUUUAAUUUUGUUCAAGAUUCUUGA